Molecule: messenger RNA, 1738 nt
Organism: Orbicella faveolata
Lineage: Eukaryota; Metazoa; Cnidaria; Anthozoa; Scleractinia; Merulinidae
Source: RefSeq, a predicted model, not a curated record
CAUUAAAUUCGCCGGUACCCACUUAUACACCUGGGUGGAGAGAGGCACUGUGAGUGUUAAGUGUCUUGCUGGUAUCUUAGACGUGAUAAACUAGUCUCAAUUCCUUUUUAGUUGACGCUCUCUGUAGCACGGGUUCCCGAAAAACCCUCAGUGACGGAUGCACCAUUAGUGACGAUUGCAGCACGAUCACCUGCAAAAUGGAUUUUGUCGACAAGCCAAUCACUUUUAAGCUCAAGGUCAAUAAGUGUGAUGACCCAGUCAGUGUAACCGCUUCGAUGGACGUUCCAGAUCUGCGUAUCACCUGGUCUCACACUUACACCAGUGAUGAGAUCGUAGCAGUGCCAGGCUUCACUGCUUCCUUGUCUUCUUUCUUCUCCGCUGGUGUGUACGUACAAGUGGCACUAACUCCUAACGGCGACGAACUUCGUCUAACGGUGAAACUCCUGGCUGGAGGCGAGAUUUUGGGAAAUAGCGUUUAUCCUGUGAAGGCGACCGUGAUGGAGGGAGACCUGCCAAUUAAUACCAAUGAUUGUGGUGACUUUGCCUGGUGGUAUGACAUGUCUGUUGUUGGUCAGGGAGCUGUGAUUGGCGGCUCUCUUGUCUUCAUCAUCAUCAUGAUCAUCUGCUGCUAUUGCUGCUGCUGCAGGUCCGACCAACCGAACAACCACGGGAUGAUCGUCGUACGACCUGCUGCUGGCCCUUCUUUCAUGGCAACCAGCACCAACGUCGUCUUUCCAAUGCAGCCGCAGGCCUAAAGAACAUGAGACACCACGCCCUUUGCAGAAACCAAUCCCGUACCCAGAGUAUUCAUCGGUUACUUCGCAUGCCUGACAAAAGCGACUACUGUUUGGUUGGAAUCAUAUAUACCUAGGUUCUGGUCACGGGACUGCGCGAGUGCCCAACAUGAGAGGAAAUGCUUCUUAAGGCUGGUUUGACGUUUGUCGCGACGUAAAGCCUUAAUAAGGAACAACUGAUGUUUAUCCAAAGUUUUCAUCAAUAUUCGUUUAUUUUGAUCAGUUGAAAUAAAUAUUAGCGAAGCUCCGACGGUCCGAAGGGCUGCCAAGCGGAGCCCCAUACUCAAAGUAAUCCGUAAAUCGCUUUUCUCAUUGGUAAAAAUAGCUAGCGGCGUUGCUCGUAGGCGCGUGCGCACGACGACGACGAUGUCGCGCAACAUGGCGCCUAUACUCCAGCUAAUAGGACAUGCGGCCUUAGUUAACAGCGUACAUCUGAUAUUGGACAUCCAUUCUAUGGUCAAUUGACACCUGUCAAAACAAGGUGUCCGCUGACCAAUAUCGCGUGACCAGUAUCACGUGACCAAAUUGAGAUUAUCGAGACCACGUGUUUUUUGAAGUUAACUGCUGACCAAGUACCGGCCUUUCGAUUGGUUCGCGGUCUCAAACCAGGUUAAAUUACUGUAAUCAAGGCCGGGUUGUUCGGAACUGAGCCGGUUAACGCUAACCGAGAAUUAAAAGUUGCGCGAAGUAUAAAUUUUUCUUGUAUAAAAAUGUUUUUUACUGCUUUUGUUUGUGUAGUUUGAGAUUAUUCAAAAUCAGAAGACCAAACAAUUUAAGCAGAAAACCUCACCACCAAGUAAAAAAAAAAGUCAAAUCAAAAUUCUCACUUAUCCUGGGUAAGCUCGGCCCAGGAGCUCCGCUCUUAGACUUAGCUAAAUCUAUAUAUUAGUAAUAUUAUAAUCUACACAAAAAUUGGCAAAAGGAAUAAACGACGUUUCGACAUC